AUGGUGCUCAAGGAAUUUCUCGACUCAGACCGAGUCAACUUUCUCAUCUGGAGGUAUUUGCUAGAAGGCAAUUACAGAGAAACAGCCGCCAAGUUCCAGAAGGAAUGGCACGUCAAAGAGCCGCAACGGGACUUCGAGUUUGCGCGCCAUGUCAAGGGCCGUGCUCUAGUGUCCGUUGUCAACAGCGGCCUCAUCUACUAUGCUCUCGAGCGUGAAUAUGCACGCCGUCAGCAGAUGCCUGAGGAUGCGGCUGCACAAGACGAGUCGCUGCACAACGGCAUCUUUGGACCGCUGGAGGUGCAACCACCGGCCAAGAUGGAGGAGGAUGUCGAGAACGAUGAGGAUGCGCCGGGAGAGGAGGACGACGAGGCGGAGCUGUCGCGAAAACGGAAUCACAAUUCACUGCCCAACGGGUCGCCCUCCAAGCGCCCACGGCUCGAUAACCGCUGCGAGAGCAAAUCCGAUGCAGCCACCGUCAGCACCCCAAUGGAUGUGGACCAGCCGGACGACCACCAUCAGGACGACGACCAGAGCCUCAACGACAACCACGCCUACCCGUCGCCGCUCGAGGGCGAGCAGGUGCCGGCGAUUGUGCGGACGGAGGGCCCCGAGCAAGGCACGCAGGUCGACAAGGUCGAGCAGCUGUUUGCCGGCACCACCUUCAUCCGCCUCAUGGACGACUGCGCCACGGAAACAGCGCCCUCGCCCUCAGCCGGCUCUGGCUCUGAGAACGCUCCCAUCCUGCUGCAGUGCGAGUGGAACCCGACAGACCCAUCAAUACUGGCGGCUGCUGGGACCGAUGCGCUAGCCCGCGUUUGGACCAUUUCGCGUGCCACGGCAACUGACCAAGGCGACCAUCACGUGUCUCCCCACGCCCACGCCUUGCUGGAUCCCGAGGCGCCCAAGACGACGACGGUGACGGCGCUGGCCUGGAUGUCGGACGGCUCGUCCAUUGCCGUGGCCAGCGACUGCGGCGGAGCUCGCGCCGCCAUUCACCUAUGGUCUGCAGGCGGUGAGAUUGUCCAGGCGCUAGACGUGUCGGAGCCGCCCGUUGUGCGGCUGUUGUGGAAUCCCAGUAACACGGCGCUGCUCGCCAUCUCACCAGAGAACAAGACCGACACGCUGGUGACGGUGCACUCGAUUGCCACAAACAAGUCUCUUCGCUACCGCCUCCCGGGUCACAGCCUCGAUACCGGUCUGGAUGCAACAUGGACCGGCGACGCGGAGUUCUUGAUUUGCGGCGGCGGCACGUUUGAAUGCCUGACCGUGGGCGAGACGGCGAUCCAGAGGACUCGUAAGUUCGAGACGAAGGAGGACGAUCACUUUGCCCAGGUCUUGUUCGACCCACGGUCCCAGCUCGUCGCUACAUCGAGCGACAAGGGCGUCUUGGACCUAUGGGACGAAUCAGGGCAGCGCCGGUCAAUAUCAGCCCAUCAAGGUUCAAUCACAACGAUGGCUUGGCAGCCAUUGCCUUCGGGCGAGUUGGCCGACGACGACGAGCGGUUGAUCGCCACCGGAGGAGAGGACGGCGCCAUUCUGAUAUGGAACGCCAGAAGACCGGAGAGCAAACCAAAGUGCUUCUUCACAAUGGAUCUGCCAGUUGUGCGGCUCGCCUUUACCCCCGACGGAGCCUUUAUUGCCGGAGCCACUCCCAGAAGCGUCACGAUAUGGAAGGUUGACAGCCAUUCUUUGCCGCGGGCCGUAUGGAGGCCUUCUAGGGAUGAGUUUGAGAACUUUAGAGGCAAUCAAGAUUCUGAGGAGGAGGACGAGCACUGCUUGUGCUGGGAUAAUACUGGCCAGAAGCUGGCCUAUGGCGCUAACAGUCGACUUGCCAUUAUCAGCUUCAGGGCAUAG
Molecule: messenger RNA, 1854 nt
Organism: Trichoderma citrinoviride
Lineage: Eukaryota; Fungi; Ascomycota; Sordariomycetes; Hypocreales; Hypocreaceae
Product: WD repeat-containing protein
Exons: 6
Coding region: 1-1854 (617 amino acids)
Biological process (GO): regulation of transcription by RNA polymerase II
Cellular component (GO): Set3 complex
Molecular function (GO): protein binding; transcription corepressor activity
Source: RefSeq, a predicted model, not a curated record